AUGGCAUUACCUUUCGCUGCAUUUGGUUGGAGAACGGUUAACGUCCAGCGAUACCGUCAAGACCUGUACAAAGCUGUAGAAAAUCGAGAUCACGAUAAAGUAAUGUCGGCCAUAAGAAACGGAGCUAGAUGGAAAAUUCCCGAUCAGUAUGGUGAGACGGUACUGCAUAUGGCAGUGAAAAAAUCCUGUAAAGAGACCCACGAACAGAUCAAAGUCAUCAGAAUUUUGGAAUGGUUUCUGAAACAGAAAAAAUUAAAAGUCGAUAUAAAGUGUAGAGCUGGAAAAACGGCAUUGCACAUUGCAGUUAGAAAUGGAAUGCUUGAAGUUGUGGAAUAUCUGCUAGCAAAAGGUGCCGAUCUGAAUGCUCGGGAUGGGCGUGGAAAUCGGGUGGCUCAUUAUAUGAUAGAAGGCGAGUUUGAGAGGUACUUCCAAUAUUGUAGGAGAGUUACUUCGGCUGACGAGAUGCGACCUUACCACCGACAAUCCGUAGAUUUUUUUGAUAAAAUGCUGGCAAAGAACAUUCCAGUUGAUUGCAUCAAUAAGAAUCGCGAUACUCCUCUUCGAAUGGCUGUUAGACGAAAUUUACUGCACGUACUACCAAUUUUAUUAGAGUACACCAAAGAUAUCAAAUGCCGCGACAAGCAUAGAAAGACUGUCCUUCACUUGUUCAUUGAAAUAUUCAAGAGUUUCAAUCAUUCCGAAAAUGUCCCAAAGCAUUUUAAAGUAUUAUCUAUUUCUACUACUUAUUACGACAAAGCUCUUAUAAUAGACAUUUUGAAAAUGAUGUUAGAAAAAGGCUACUCCGCUAGUGCAACUGACGACGAAGGAAACACACCGUUGCACAGCGCAGCAUAUCGUGAUUGUCCUGAACUCACUGAAAUAAUGCUGCAGAACUUUAGAAAGGUCAAUAUUUGUAACAAUAAUGGUAACACUAUACUUCAUAUUGUCAUUGAUAAUUGCAUCGAUCUAGUAAAUAGGCAGCACAAGAGAGAAUGCACCAAAUUCGUUCGCAUUUUACUGUCUAAGGGUGCGGAUAUUAAUAAAACAAAUAAAAAUGGUUACACACCUCUGCAGCUAGCAGUGAUACGAUCAAAUCCAACAAUAACACAAAUUUUGAAAAAUCACGGAGCUGAUUUGAAGGAGCCGUGCAACGGUGGGAACUUGUUGCAUCUACUGAGCCAAAAGUCGAGUAAAGUCAUCAGUUCGUCGAAAUUAGAAGAGUUGAUUGGUUUACUAGUAAGUCAAGGUUGCGAUGUAAAUGCUAGGGACAAAUACGGCAUGACUCCAAUGCAUUGGGCAGCGCAAUCAAGAAGGAACGCAGUGAUAAUUGGAUUAAUGAAGUGUCAUGCCAACGUGGAUGCCAGAGAAUUGAACGUACGGAGGCUCACUCCGUUGCAAAUGGCAGUAGACAACAAUGACGGCUAUUCGAUAGACACGCUAGUCAACGUUGGAGCCGAUGUGAAUGCCAAAGAUGCCACGGGAAAGACUGCACUGCAUCUGGCCGUGAAAUUCAAAAGUGAUCUAGUGAAAAAGCUCUUGAGCUUAGGAGCGCACGUCGACAUUGAAAAUGACGCAAAAUCUGUUCCGCUGCAUUACGCGAUAAAGAAACAAAAUGGCACUGCAUUGGCGGAGUUGUUAAAAUACGGCGCGGAUGUCAAUGACGAUGGUACGUAUCGAGUACUUGUCGGAUUGCCUGAUCCCGGCAGUGUACUUCAUUGGCGGUCGAUACUCGAGCACUGGAUCAAAAUGAACGUCGCGGGACUGCCUGUAGCUCCACACUACAGGGCAGAUAUCUCGGCCGGAUCCUUUCAAGACCUUUACCAAGAUUGUCUGAAAGAGAUACAAGAUUUGAAACGUUACGAGAUCGGUGAU
Messenger RNA from Phymastichus coffea, 1872 nucleotides. RefSeq names its product putative ankyrin repeat protein RF_0381. The record is from RefSeq and is a predicted model, not a curated record. The transcript has a single exon. Lineage: Eukaryota; Metazoa; Arthropoda; Insecta; Hymenoptera; Eulophidae. The annotation marks the transcript as partial. Gene Ontology annotation, molecular function: protein binding.